GAGGACUGCAACCCCCUUGUAUAUAACAUAGCAGACGCCUUCUUUCACUCAGUCGCGUUCCUCUUCUGCCCGUAAUCCACCAGCGUUCUCAGAAUACAAGAUGAAGGCCAGUCCAGCAUCAGUUGCAGAGUGCAGCGCAGUUUUGUGUGUGUUGCUUCUGCUAGCAGACGUAGCAACCACAGCUCCCGCCCCAUAUGAUUACGACAGUGUACGAGAUCUCUACGAGGUUCUGCUCCAGCGGGAAGCAAUGGCAGACAACUUGCUGAAUCAGCACAGGAUUGUCCGUAAGAACAACCGCUCCCCUUCAUUAAGACUUCGUUUUGGUCGGCGCAGUGACCCUGCCAUGCUCCAGGUGGAGCGAAAUAUUCUGGGCUCGUUCCCAGAUGGUGGGAUCGACAACUAGAUCACAGACCACCCCUUGCACCCCUACAUGAACUACAAGACACCCCGCAGUAGUAGUACACCUAUAGUAUAAUAUACCAUUUUAUAUCCAAACCGUUAUUUGGGAUAAAUUGUACUGUGUGGUAUUCAAUAAAUUUAGCUACGAAAGUAUUACUAAUUUUACUUGCAGACUUUGCUAACCAAGAAAUUAUCGAUACAAUCAAUUAUUGAUAUUAUUAUUGAU
Messenger RNA from Macrosteles quadrilineatus (aster leafhopper), 625 nucleotides. It is a transcript of the gene sNPF, whose product is annotated as short neuropeptide F. The coding region runs from base 101 to 403 and encodes 100 amino acids. The transcript has 4 exons. Lineage: Eukaryota; Metazoa; Arthropoda; Insecta; Hemiptera; Cicadellidae. The record is from RefSeq and is a predicted model, not a curated record.